Messenger RNA from Anopheles cruzii, 2998 nucleotides. RefSeq names its product tetratricopeptide repeat protein 7B (gene Ttc7). Gene Ontology annotation, molecular function: protein binding. Bases 1 to 2535 code for a protein of 844 amino acids. Gene Ontology annotation, cellular component: plasma membrane. The transcript is spliced from 6 exons. Gene Ontology annotation, biological process: protein localization to plasma membrane; phosphatidylinositol phosphate biosynthetic process. The record is from RefSeq and is a predicted model, not a curated record. NCBI's taxonomy places the organism in Eukaryota, Metazoa, Arthropoda, Insecta, Diptera, Culicidae.
AUGACCGGACGGGGCCGUAAUCAGGGCACCAGGCUCGAAACCACCAUCGAGCAGUGCCGCAGCGAGGGCCGAUGGAAACGAGUGAUCGAGCUGGCGGAAGAGCUAAGACCUGGCGGCUAUCCACAAGAGUGUCUGGCCAACUUUCUGACGGGCGAGGGCAAGCUGGAAAGCUACCUGGAGGAGCAUCCUCCGGUCGAGGACAACUACUCGAAGGCCAAGCUGGGCCUGUCGGAGGCCAAGCGCUACCUGAACUCGGUCACCGGCGAGCACGGCAAAAAGGCGGGUUUCGCACUCGACGCCCAUCUUCUGCUGGCUAAGCUGUACUUUGCCUGCGGCCAGUACGAGGAAGCGUUGCAAAACUUUGUCCUCGCCGAGCUGAACACCCUCUCGGAGAAGCACUUGUCAUCGAGAAGCAUACGGAUACUUGCGGAAUCGUACGCCAUCAAGGGGAUGUGUUUGGAGAAGAACGGUUCGAAGGCUCCGUCAAAGUUCAAGCAAGCCGAACAGGAAUCGGAGAUGAUAACGUGUUUCGAGCGUGCCGCUGACCUCGGCAUCCUGUACUUGCAAGGGCUGGACAGCAGCAGCAACAACACCACCCUUAGCAGCAGCAACACGAACACCACCUCCGGUGUAGCUGGCCAAAGUGAAGUGCGGCGUAUGGGGGCCAUUCUGGAGACAGGGCUACAACGGGCACCGAUCGUGCUUAUCAAGGCAGGCAAGCUGCAGAAUGCGAUCGACCGGUACCGAUCGAUGCUGAGUGCGGUUGAAACGAAGGCGACUCAAACGCUGCGCCUAACGCUCGCUCGCCAGCUGGCCGAAGUGUUGCUACGGGGCGUAUCCGGUACCAUCUACACGCCCACCGCAAACAGCAGCACUCCGACGCACCGAUCGGCUCACGGCAGCACCAAACGGUUGUGGGAACCGCGAAAAUAUUCCGGCCGCCAGCAGUUUGUGCCGAAGAACCAGCACGAGGAAACCAUCCUGCUGCUGCUGAUCGCCGAAGCCCUUGCCGUGCGCGAUGCCGUCCUGUCACAGAGUCCGGAGUUUCGCGAGGCACGCGUUCACUCGCUCGGCAACGCCACGGCCAUAUACGACCUCCUAACGCUAGCGACCGUCCGCUGGAACCAGGUCGGGCUGUUGCACGAUUCGCUCGAGAAGGCGCUCAAGUUUGCGUUUGGCGAGAGCCACGUGUGGAAACAGUACGCCACCUGCCUGAUGGCGCUGGGGCGCUACAAGCACGCGGUCUGCGCGCUAAAGGAGCACGCGAAGCUGGAACCUGCGGACAGCAGCGUAUCGUGUUUAAUGGCGGCCCGUAUCUGUUACGAGCAUCUCGAUCAGGUGAAGGAUGGUCUGGCGUUCGCCGAGGAAGCGCUGCGUAAGGAAGCGAAGGUCGGCGGAGUCGGCAAUGGGCGUCGGUCAAGGGCGCAGCUGUACGUUGGGAUCGGUCUCCAGCAGGUGGCCGUCUCGUCGAACUUGGUUACCGAAAAGGAUCGCUACCAUCGGCUCGCGUUCGAGGCCCUCGAGCGUGCGGCCCAGCAGGAUCCGAACGAUCAUUUGGUGGAGUACUAUCUGGCUUGCCAGUGCGCGUUAAACCAUAACAUCACCGAAGCCCUCGGUCACAUCACCACCGCUCUGUUGCUGAGGGCCGAGCACGCGUCGAGCCUGUUGCUGUUUGCCCUGCUGCUAACGGCCAAUCGGCGGCCCCGGGAAGCGCUGACGGUGGUACAGGAUGCGGUCGAAGAGUUUCCCGACAACCUUAACCUGCUUCACGUGAAAGCCCACCUUGAGCUGCACCUACGCGACGUCGAGACGGCUCUCGAAACGGUGCAACAAAUGUUCAGCAUUUGGCGCGAGGUGUACGAGGUGCAGCUGGCCAAUGCAGCCAACGAGCACGAUCACGAAAAGCACUCCGAUACACGCAGCGUGAUGCAGAUGCAGUCGUCCCAGAUGUCCGACAAAGACUCCAAUUCCAUCCAUGCGGCAUCAUUAGCAGCGUCACGCAUCGAGCAUGCUCUGAGUGAAGCGGCUAGCUCCCUGAGCUCGUUCAGUCCCCGACCGGGGCCACAGAAGGCGUGGAUGAUACAGUUCAAGGUCUGGCUACUGCUGGCCGAUGUCUAUCUAGCGAUCGAGCAGCCGAACGAAGCCAUCAACUGUAUCCAGGAGGCAAGUCUCAUCAAUCCCGUUUCGCACCAAGUAAUGUACAUGCGCGGUCAAAUACACAUCUUUCAGUCGCAGUGGCACGAUGCGAAGCAGUGCUUUUUGAAUGCCGUGUCCGCCAACCCGUACCACACCGAUGCGCUCCGGGCCCUGGGCGAGGCCCAUCUAACACUCGGUGAACCCAGGCUCGCCGAGAAGACACUGAAAGAUGCGGCUAAAAUUGAUCCCAACUGUCCGAAGAUCUGGUUUCUGUUGGGACGCGUCAUGGAAAGCCUGGGCGACUACACGGCAUCGGCCGACUGCAUGGCCACGGCGCUGCAACUCGAACCCUUCUGUCCGGUUUUGCCCUUCAACACGAUAGCCCUUAUUUUCGAUUAAACCUCAUUUGUGCGGAGCUCGCACCAAGGGCGUCGUACCGACAUUACCGAGACACUGUAGUAUCCCAAAUCGUUCCCAAUCGUUCGUUAACUAAUUUUAGGAUCCGACUAAUCACGAAUCAACCCCCGGAGGGUUCCUGCUGUUCCUGCCGUUCCUGCCGUUUUGGACAAUUUAUUUCGAGUGGGCAUCAUCAUCAUCAUAUCAAACUUCUAUCUUUUGACACGGGUGACGGGGCCCAGUUGGUACAAGUAUUCGGUAGGGCAUACUACCAAGCGUAAUAUGUAAGAUCGACAAUUAUCGGUAGACAACCGUCUGGUUGGCGGUGUGGUUCGUUUGUUGGAUUGCAUUUCUUAAGCAUCUUCUGCUGGCAAUUAUCGUUCGUAAACCAAUGGUGGAAGUUGUAUGAAAAAUGGGUGGCCCACAGGUGCGUUUCUCGUUUCGUUUUUACUACUGUGAUUGUAUG